Messenger RNA from Kickxella alabastrina, 810 nucleotides. Its product is annotated as acyl-CoA N-acyltransferase. Gene Ontology annotation, biological process: regulation of DNA-templated transcription. The annotation marks the transcript as partial. Gene Ontology annotation, molecular function: histone acetyltransferase activity. Lineage: Eukaryota; Fungi; Kickxellomycota; Kickxellomycetes; Kickxellales; Kickxellaceae. The record is from RefSeq and is a predicted model, not a curated record. The transcript has a single exon.
AUUCGGCUGGGAUCGUACGUGAUAGACUCCUGGUAUAUUUCACCCUAUCCUGAUGAGUAUAGCCGCCACCCAUUGUUGUAUAUUUGCGAGUUUUGUCUCAAGUACAUGAAGAGCGAGUACACCUACCAAAGGCACUGUAUGAAGUGCCAAUUGCGGCAUCCACCUGGAGACGAAAUCUACCGCGACGGCGGAAUAUCAGUGUUCGAAGUGGACGGACGCAAGAACAAAAUAUACUGCCAAAACCUAUGUCUCAUCGGCAAAAUGUUUUUAGACACGAAAACAUUGUAUUACGACGUGGAGCCGUUUCUAUUUUACAUAUUGUGCGAGUACGAUGCCGGCACCGGGUAUCAUUUUGCCGGGUAUUAUUCCAAGGAAAAGCGGUCAGCGCAAGGAUACAAUCUCUCGUGUAUUAUGAUUUUACCGUCGCGGCAGCGCGAAGGAUAUGGUAAAUUGCUUAUUGAGUUUAGCUAUUUGCUGUCCAAGAAGGAGGGCGUGGCAGGGUCGCCGGAGAAGCCGUUGUCUGAUUUCGGACUGUUGAGUUAUCUGAGUUAUUGGAGGCGGGCGAUUUAUGAGGUUCUGGUGGAUGGGAGGCGGUGGGUUUCGGUUGAGGAUAUUAGUGCGGAAACAGGAUUGACGGUGGAUGACGUGGUUAGUACGCUGCAGACGGAUGGGAUGCUGCAGCGAGUGCAUGGCGGCAGUGGGUAUCGUGUGGUGGUGGAUGGAGAGAAGAUCGACGAGUACUUGCGCAGAGCCAGGGUGAAGAACCCAAAGAGGGUGGAUCCGAAGAAGCUCAUGUGGGCGCCGUACCUG